This is a messenger RNA of Harpegnathos saltator (Jerdon's jumping ant), 708 nucleotides long. RefSeq names its product probable E3 ubiquitin-protein ligase XERICO. NCBI's taxonomy places the organism in Eukaryota, Metazoa, Arthropoda, Insecta, Hymenoptera, Formicidae. Gene Ontology annotation, molecular function: ubiquitin protein ligase activity. Bases 209 to 640 code for a protein of 143 amino acids. Gene Ontology annotation, biological process: ubiquitin-dependent protein catabolic process; protein ubiquitination. The record is from RefSeq and is a predicted model, not a curated record. The transcript is spliced from 3 exons.
UUUUCUUUAUUGUCUCAUAGCGUAAAGUAGCCAGUUAGCUUUUCACAUUAAAUAUAAAGAAUAAAAAUUCUCCAGGGAGAAUUACCCGUUUAGGGUUUCACAUAUGACACAAUGUCAUACAAAUUGUAUAAAAAGUAAUGAGAAUUAAGGUGGCAUUUAGACAUAUCUAUCGUGCGUAUCUCUGCGUUUGAGUUUUUCCUUCAUAAAAAUGACGUAUCCUGGACUGGUGCUCCUCGUUGGAGUUGGAAUUGGACUAGCAACAUUCCUAUAUUAUAUAUUCGCUGAAAAUGAGAGCGAGAAUGAUCAAAGACAACAGUAUAAUUACGAAGAUGGUACAAAUGGUAGAACGCCAGAUUACCACGACUGGAGGAUUUCACCUGCUUCGUCACAUAGUGGUAGAUUAAAUAGAAGAAACUUGUCAAACUCUUCAGUAAGAGAAGGUGACAUAGGAAGAAGUCGCAUGAGUAAAGAAGAUAUAAACAAUUGUUCAAUUUGUCAAUACGCACUAAUCGGAUCAGAUGUGAUACAGCUACAUCCUUGUAGACAUAAUUUUCACAAGGACUGCAUUAAGAAGUGGAGGUCAUAUACUCCUAAGGCUGCUUGUCCUAAUUGCAGAAGAGACAUAGCACAUAUGACAUAAAUUUAUCAUACACAAUAUAGCCAUAUAGUUGCUUUUGGAAUGUUUUUAUGAUUAUUAACAGAUAUUAG